CGUAGUGGUACGGCCCAGCCGCUGGGGCUGCUCCGGGGUUGGAGGAGAAGUUGGGCUGCAACACGCAGCGGGAGAAACUGGCGUCCUCCUGAAACUUCUGUCAUCGUUUUGUUCGGCAAAGGAAACGUGGAUUUCUAGUCGGAACGAGCACGACGACCUGCUCCCGAACACUUGAGCCCCUUCGCCUCGUGUGAUGUGACGGCGCAAUAUGGGCGAGCUUCCCUGGAGCAGAUAAAACGGCGACGGACAGAGGAAGCAGGAGGAGACGGAGGAAUUUCAACAGAGAGAAAGUACCUCGGCCAUCAUGUCCAACUCGAUGAAGCAGGAGAGAACCAUUUGUGUCCUCCUCCCCAACAAAGACCAGCUGGACAUCACCUUCGGGCCUAAGACGUCGGGACAGGAUGUUUUUAAUCGAGUGGCGGAGCGUCUUGGAAUCAAAGUGCUGCACUUUUUUGGCCUCACGGUGGUGAGGGACAAUGAGCACAUCUUUUUAGACUUGGAGGAGAAAAUCACCAAGUACUUCCCGAAGGAAUGGAUGCAGGAUUUUGGAAAGGGACUACUGAAGAGACCGUUGCCUCUGGUGCUCUGCCUCAAAGUGCAGUACUACGUAGAAAACGGUCGACUCUUUAGUGAACGUAAGGCACGGCAUCUCUACUACUCCGACCUGCGGGAGCGGGUGCUGCGCUCUGAAUGCCGUCAGCAGGAGGAGGUGUACUUCCAGCUGGCAGGUUACGCCCUGCAGGCCAAUCUCGGUGACCACCCUCUGCCUAGGGAGGGUGUGGAGGUCACUUCUUACUUUGAACCCAAGGAGUACUUUCCCCCUUGGAUUGUAGCUAAGCGUGGCGUGGACUACCUUCUCUGCCAUGGGCCCAAGGUGCAUCAGGAUCUGUGGGGCAUGUCUACUCGGGAAGCCAUGCUGCUCUUCAUCAAGGAGGCCUGUCGACUGGAGGACGUGCCCGUCACGUUUUACAGACUGCAGAAGGACAAAAAGGCAGAGAAAGGAACGGCAUUACUCGGUCUGACCCUACGAGGAAUGCAAGUUUAUCAGGAGGUAAACAAUGUGCGACAGAUGCUGUACAACUUCCCCUGGUCAAAUGUGGGACGUCUCACCUUCCUGGGUAAGAAAUUCGAGAUCCAGCCAGAUGGCUUGCCGUCAGCCAGGAAGCUGGUUUACUACACCGGGUCAUCGUUUCGCUCUCGCCACCUCCUCCUGCACCUGAGCAGCAGCCAUCGCCUCUACCUCAGCCUCCAGCCUGCCCUCAAACACAUACGCCAGCUGGAGGAGGGCGAAGAUAAAAAGCGUUACAGAGAGUCCUACAUUAGCGAUGACCUGGACAUGGACCCCCCCGGCAGCGAGAGCAGCCCUGGUCUGUCCCGACACUCCACCAGCAGCUCUGGGAUUGAAGCGGAUGCCCGUCAACACAGCCUCUCCACCGAGAUGGCCUCCAUGGAGGAGGAAGGUCAACGGCAAGCGCAGAGUCGUUUCGGCUCCGCGGCCAGCCGCGGCAGCGCCCGCACCUCUGGGUUUCACACCGGCCGCAAGGCUCCAAUAGAAGACGAGGGGUGGCAAGAGGAAGACAUCAAAAGUGAUAUUGGAAGUCCACCGGGGGUCCUGGUGGACUAUCCCGAUGAGAUGUUCCAGUUGGCGGAUCUUCUGGAUGGAGUGUCGGUGGAUUGUUCAGAACUCUCCUCAGAGACUCUCUCAUCGGAAAACAAAGCAUGUCCCCCAGACAGUGAUGAAGACCUCGGAAAAUUACGUAACAAGGAUACUUUAAAACAGAUGUUAAAAUCUAGGGCGCAGGUUUGCGUGGAGCGUCACAGUCAAAGCCUAGAUGACGUACGUCUGUUUCCCCCCCCGGCUUCCCUGGGGACGACGCAGCCACCCGACUCCUCCCUCAGCUCUACCUUUGGCCUCCCGGAUGCCUCAACAUACACAAAGACCCCCGUUGAGCAAGGCUAUGACCCUCUUUUGCACCGUCAAGCCAAACCUUCCUUCUAUGGCCGCAGGUCUAGCAACUGCCUCUCUCUGGUCAUGUUAGGUGACCAACAGUUCCUGGAAUUCCUACUUUGAAUACUCCCAACUGCCCGCUGUCCACCGCUACGCCUCCUCUUCAUUCAUUCACAGUGCGGGUUAACGUGUAGGUUGCCAACACAUGAAUCGUUUGUGUGGGGAUAACACGCGACGUGUGUGUUUUUAAAAAUUGCAGAGAGACAUUAUUGAAAAUGACACACCUCGUGAUUCUUCAAUAGAAACGGUGUGUAUUAGAGAACAGCUCGAAUUCAGCAAGAUUUCAAUUGAUAAAUGGAGCAUAUUUAUUAAUGUUGUAUAUUGUGUACAUACUACUUGCACUAUUUUAUAAUUUCUUAUUAUGUACUAUAUUUUAUAAGUCCAUGCUAUUCAAAUGUUUCAUUCUGAACAGGUUUGAUGUCGGCGGCAAAACGUUUUCUGUUAAGACAUUUUGACAUUGUCUUUGAUUAUUUCCUUGUUUUAUUCAGGGGAAAGUUUAAAAGCACUGUGCUGAUGUUUGUUCUCUUGCAUUUUGUUUUUAAAAAAAUAUAUUUUUUAAUAUACUCUAUUUUUGUAUAGUGUGCUCGGUCAUGCUUUUCCUAUUAAUCUGUAUCAGCAGUCUAGUUGCUGGUGUGGAAAAUCCGGCUGGUAAUGUUAUUACAUGAGAAAAGUAUUAUUUGUAGCACACUAUUUUUCUAUAAUUAGGUUUAUAAUGAAUCUACAGUAUUUUUGUAUUAGGUAACUCCCAGACAAACCACCUUGUCUACUUUUUCAGACAUUGUCUUCCACUGUUUGGUAAAUAAUAAUUGGUAUGCAAAAUAACUGACGUCUUAAGCCUAUAAAUAUGCAGUCUGAACAAUUAAGUCCAUCAACACUUUCUUCCAAUGCCAGUAUGUAUGAACGGUCAGAAAAACACAAUUAAGUUGUAUUAUGAUGGUGAAAAUAAAUGUUCCACUAAA
Molecule: messenger RNA, 2967 nt
Organism: Pungitius pungitius (ninespine stickleback)
Lineage: Eukaryota; Metazoa; Chordata; Actinopteri; Perciformes; Gasterosteidae
Exons: 14
Coding region: 305-2071 (588 amino acids)
Biological process (GO): positive regulation of hippo signaling
Cellular component (GO): cytoplasmic side of apical plasma membrane; cytoskeleton
Source: RefSeq, a predicted model, not a curated record